UUCCGUGUAUAUAUUUUUCGUAUUCUGACUGAAGUGAAUGCAAUUUUACAUCAUAGGUAGCAUAACGUCAUUAGCUGAAAGUUUAGUAAUCUUAGGGCCUCAACUUUACAGGCUAACAUGUCUGAAUCUUUGCUCCGUUGGUGCGUCGACGAGUUACACAAGAACUUUGGUUUGGAGGCAUGCGAUGAUAUUGUUAAGUAUAUCUUGUCAAUUGACAAUGUUGAGGAAAUAGUUGAAUAUGUUGGGGACCUGCUCGGAGGGACGGAUGGGAAGAAGAAGCUGUUCAUUGACGAGCUUGUGAAGCGAUGGAGGUUUUUCAUGCAAGGGGCCCCUGAGAACCCAAAUCUAAUUCCCAUGAUCGUGUCAACAGAGUUUCCAGAUAUGAGUAAAGACGCGCAGAAGAAGACCAAACGUAAAGGAAGAAACAAGCAAGAAUUCCUUACUGUCAAUCCUGCAGAGCCUGAACCAGAGACAGUGAAAACUCCGAUUGAUCUGCUCAAGGCACAGGAGAACAGCAUUUCAUCCUCUGGAAAGAAGAAGACGACCAAAUUUGUAAAUCUAUAUGCCAAAGAGGGCCAGGAUUGUCUGUCUAUACUCCUACCAGGACGUCAUGCGUGCGAGUGUCUGGGACAGAAACACAACCUCAUCAAUAACUGCAUGACCUGUGGACGCAUUGUCUGUGAACAGGAGGGUUCUGGUCCCUGCCUCUUCUGUGGCAUUUUGGUUUGUACAAGAGAAGAGCAAGAGAUUCUACAGCGGGAUUCCAAUAAAAGCCAGAAACUGCGGAAAAAGCUUAUGGGGGACCGAGUGGUGCCAUGGGAGGGCAUGGACUAUCUGCCCCACCAGGAGGCCAAGAUGAAAGCAGGGAUGGAGAAAGCGCUACAGCACAAAGAGAAGCUGCUUGAGUAUGACAGGAACAGCGUACGCCGAACACAGGUCCUGGACGACGAGUCUGACUACUUUGCGACGGACUCCAACCAGUGGCUGUCUCCGAACGAGCGCUCUUCUCUGCGCAAGCGUGAGGAAGAGCUGCGGGAUCUCAAGCAAGCCUCUCGUAAAGACCGCAAGAUCACGCUGGACUUCGCCGGCCGGAAGGUGAUUGAGGAGGAUGGGAACCUCAAGCAGUACUACGACAAAUUAGAUGAGACUGUCCAGGCCAUGAAUGCUGGAUCUACGGUCCAGGCAAGCAGGAGGCCAGAAAGAGUGCAGGGGGAGCCACUGAGAGAUCUGGUCAACCCCAACAUCAUGCAGGCAGCACCACAGUGGGUGGACAUUAGUGGUGGCUCAGGCUCCCACAGGCUCCAGCAGCAUAAGGCUUCUGGGGGGAAUCAGGACCCAGAGCGCUCCAGGCUCCGGCUGCAGGACGCUGAGCUGCAGCAGAUGGCCGACGGAGGCUGGUCCCUCAGCAUGCACCAGCCCUGGGCCUCAUUGCUCGUCAAGGGCAUCAAGAGAGUGGAGGGGCGGUCGUGGUAUACCUCCCAUCGAGGCUGUUUGUGGAUUGCGGCUGCGGCCAAGCGUCCCACGCCCCAGGAGAUUACCCAGGUGGAGGACAUGUACCGCCAGCUCUACAAAAAAGCCCCCCGGUUCCCCCAGGAGUAUCCAACCGGUUGCCUGCUGGGCUGUGUGCACAUGACCGACUGCCUCUCCCAGGAUCAGUUCAGAGAGCAGUAUCCCCAGAUCUCCGAGGAGUCUGCCUCUCCAUUUGUCUUCAUUUGUUCCAACCCCCGGGAGAUGAUAGUAAAGUUCCCCAUGAAAGGGAAACACAAGAUCUGGAAACUGGAAAGUCAGUACCACCAGGCUGCAAAAAAAGGGUUAAUACCAUCGGCUGCAGAGUGACCAGAGUAAUCCAGUGUUGGGCUGAGACCCCAGAGGAACAGAGGCUGAUGAGUCAUUUAGAGGACAUCCGUCUGAUCACAUGGGAAGUACAAUGGACCCCGGCAAGCAAUAUCAAGUGUUGGCUUCAUCCGUUUAGCGGAGAUUCAUGACAUUUAGAAAAAAGAAGAGAAGUAUUUUAAGCGAUACCAUAUAGUACCUUAUUGUAAUAUAAUUAAAUACACAAUUCUUUA
Clupea harengus (Atlantic herring) is the source of this 2066-nucleotide messenger RNA. It is a transcript of the gene trip4, whose product is annotated as thyroid hormone receptor interactor 4. NCBI's taxonomy places the organism in Eukaryota, Metazoa, Chordata, Actinopteri, Clupeiformes, Clupeidae. Gene Ontology annotation, biological process: rescue of stalled cytosolic ribosome. The record is from RefSeq and is a predicted model, not a curated record. Gene Ontology annotation, cellular component: nucleus; RQC-trigger complex. Gene Ontology annotation, molecular function: zinc ion binding.